Molecule: messenger RNA, 1481 nt
Organism: Bombyx mandarina (wild silkworm)
Lineage: Eukaryota; Metazoa; Arthropoda; Insecta; Lepidoptera; Bombycidae
Gene: FeCH
Product: ferrochelatase, mitochondrial
Biological process (GO): heme biosynthetic process
Cellular component (GO): mitochondrion
Molecular function (GO): protoporphyrin ferrochelatase activity
Source: RefSeq, a predicted model, not a curated record
CUUUUUUUUAAAUAAAAUUAAGUAAUUAAGACUGAACAAAAAUUGCAUUUAAAAAAUACUUUAUAAUUUUCAUUUAAGCAAAAUAUAUACUUUAUUUACGAAACAAUUUAAGGAUGAUGUCUAAAAUUCAUCGCUUCAAUUCCAUGAUACUACCUCGUUUACCUCCUGCAUUCAGCACGGCUUCAGGAACCGCUGUCAAACCGAAGACUGCUAUAGUCAUGCUCAAUAUGGGUGGGCCGGAGACCACGGACCAGGUCGGUGACUAUCUUCACAGGAUAAUGACAGACAGAGACAUGAUCCAGCUGCCGGUGCAGAGUAAACUGGGACCGUGGAUAGCCAGUAGAAGGACCGAGGAAGUCAAGAAGAAGUAUUCGGAGAUUGGUGGAGGAUCACCCAUAUUGAAAUGGACAAAUAGUCAAGGUAGUUUAUUAACGCAGGCCUUAGAUCAGAUGCUCCCAGAGUCAGCCCCUCACAAGCACUACGUGGCGUUUAGAUACGUUCCUCCGUUCACGGAAGACGCCUUCAGGGAGGUGGAAAGCGACGGAGCGGACAGAGUUAUCAUAUUCUCGCAGUAUCCUCAGUACAGCUGCGCGACGACUGGUUCUAGUCUGAACGCGAUCGCGGAUUUCUAUAAGAACAGGACGACACCGGCAAACGUAAAGUUUAGUUUGAUAGAACGCUGGGCGUCCCACAAGCUGUUGGCGAAGGUCUUCUCAGAGAGGAUCAAGGAGAAACUGGACAAAUUCGAUGAGAAGAUCAGGGAUGACGUAUUGAUACUCUUCACGGCGCAUAGUCUGCCUUUGAAGGCCGUAUCGAGAGGCGACACGUAUCCUCAUGAGGUGGCCUCCACCGUGUCGAGGACCAUGGAGGAGCUCGGCGGCCGGAAUCCGCACCGGCUCGUCUGGCAGUCCAAGGUGGGCCCCCUGCCCUGGCUCCAGCCCUACACCGACGACGCGAUCAAGUUGUACGCGAAGCAAGGAGUCAAGCAUCUGAUCCUGGUGCCAGUGGCCUUCGUCAACGAACACAUCGAGACCCUGCACGAGCUGGACAUCGAGUAUUGCGACGAGGUAGCCAAGGAGGCCGGGAUCCUCCAGAUCGAGAGGGCGGAGGCUCCGAACGUGCACCCGACGUUCAUCGCGGCGCUGGCGGACGUCGUCGCGGGCCACAUCAGCAACGGACCGAGGAUCUCGAAGCAGUUCCUGACCAGAUGUCCGCAUUGCGUGAGUCAGAGAUGUCUCGCGUCGAAAGAGUUCUUCAAGAGAUUGUGUGGCGCCGAUCAGAACGUGGAUAAAAUAGGAUCUUAAUUAUAGGAAUGGCGUAUGAGCAGAAAAUAGCAUUUAAAUGUAUAAGCGUGGGUGAAUAAUGGCGAUGUAGAACGUGAAUGAACUGGUGUAAUAAAAAUCAAACCCGUAAAAUUAUAAUUUGCGUAAUUACUGGUGGUAGGACCUCUUGUGAGUGAAUCUGCCGUGAAGCAGUUUGAA